Molecule: messenger RNA, 1689 nt
Organism: Candidula unifasciata
Lineage: Eukaryota; Metazoa; Mollusca; Gastropoda; Stylommatophora; Geomitridae
Source: the annotation of a GenBank genome assembly
AUGGUUGCAGUUUCUGGGAUCACGUCCCUUUAUUACAACAUGAUCAUUGGAUGGUCAUUGCACUAUAUGUUCUCAUCUUUUACAAGAGACUUACCUUUUGCUAGCUGCAGUAAUAAAUGGAAUACUCCAGACUGCAAGCUCAAACUGCCAACGAUGACCUGUGAAGGAAGUGCUAAAGCAGAUGAUGGCCGGUGUUUAGACGAGAACAGCAAAGAAGUGGGUUUGUGGAACAAGACACUGUUUACUGAAGCCACCGGUCGCAUUUUGCAAUCUCCAUCUCAGGAAUAUUGGGAGAGAUUUGUUCUCCAGUUCAGCAGUGGAAUUGACCAGUAUGGCUUUCCAAAAUGGGAUCUAGUCCUCUGCCUUCUGCUAGCCUGGGUCAUCUGUUUCCUUUGUUUGAUCAAAGGCAUCAAAACAACUGGAAAAGUGGUCUACUUCACUGCUCUGUUUCCUUAUGUGGUGCUGUUCAUCCUCUUGAUUCGGGGAGUGACUCUGGAGAAUGCUAGCAUUGGUAUCAAGUAUUUCAUCACACCCAACUUCAACAGGCUUGCUGAUGCUAGUGUAUGGAAGGAUGCGGCUAACCAAGUAUUUUUCUCCAUGUCCAUUGCUGGCGGUGGGCUGAUCACGUUGUCUAGUUACAACAGAUUCCAUAACAACAUUCUCAGAGAUUCCAUCAUUGUUGCAGUGGGUGACUCUGGUACUUGCAUUUUGGGUGGUUUUGUCAUUUUCUCUUACCUGGGCUACAUGGCAGGUCAGCUGCAGGUGGAUAUUGAAGAUGUUGCUGCUGAUGGAGCAGGGCUUGCUUUUGUUGUCUACCCUGAAGCAGUUUCUAAUCUACCUCCUCCAACACUGUGGGCAAUAUUGUUCUUCAUUAUGUUGCUGACACUAGGACUGGACUCACAGUUUGCCAUGGUGGAGACAGUACUUUCUGGUGUGCUGGAUCAGUAUCCUAAGUUGCGACCCAGGAAGACAUUUGUUAUACUUGCGAUAUGCAUCCUUCUGUUUAUACUUGGACUACCCCUCACAUGUCCGGGAGGCAUGUAUUUGCUGCAGCUGAUGGACAACUAUGUGGGUGGGAUGACACUUAUCAUUAUUGGAUUUAUUGAAAUUAUUGCCCUGGUUUUUAUUUAUGGUGUCAACAGAUUCUGUCGAGACAUUCAUGUCAUGACAGGGAGUACACACUUUCUGUUUUGGAAAGUGACCUGGCGCAUACUGAGUCCUCUAGUCAUAGCUUUUAUAUUCAUUUUUAUGUUUGUUGACUACAAACCAUCAACUUACGAUAAAUACACAUAUCCGACUUGGGCUGAUGUGAUUGGCUGGUUGAUGACCCUGGCUUGUGUAAUAGCAAUUCCUAUUGUUAUGAUCAUCAAGAUUUCUAGAGAGAGUGAGGGCAAGAACAUCUUCCAGAAAAUACGUCUGUUGUGUCUGCCGAGCAUCUACUGGGGCCCGGCACUGAAGAAACACAGACUGCUGGUCAAUUACGUGGAAGGUUUUCAAGUUGACCCGUACAAAAUCUUACAACCACGGGCAGCGUUUGUCAACUAUGGUUUUGAUAACUCCACUGAAGCAAGUUUAAAGUCUGACAAUCAAGGAUCACUGGGUGCUUCACGAAUCUCCAUUAUCUCAGCAGCGUCCAAAUGUACAACAGCUACUGCAAAAUCUGGGAUGACUUAUGAGAGUAAUGUAUGA